Molecule: messenger RNA, 2313 nt
Organism: Anolis sagrei ordinatus
Lineage: Eukaryota; Metazoa; Chordata; Lepidosauria; Squamata; Anolidae
Gene: NMBR
Product: neuromedin B receptor
Biological process (GO): bombesin receptor signaling pathway
Cellular component (GO): plasma membrane
Molecular function (GO): bombesin receptor activity
Source: RefSeq, a predicted model, not a curated record
GUCCUCGACGCGAGCUUUCCUCUCGUGCUCCACCGGGUUGGUGGGGCGCGAAGCGGGCUCUUUUCUCCCUCUUGCAGCUUCGGGACCAGGCUGGACGGGCUUGGCUCGCUUGGACUCGGAGAAAGUUCAGAGAAGGGAGGCAAGGGAAGCGGGCCAAAGCGAUGGCGCUGACCCCCGGUCGGGGCUGGCCUGGGGGCAACGUGUCGUGGGAGGCGGCGCCGGGGGGCAACGGGAGCGUGGCGGAGGGCGCGGCUCCUCCCUCCGCGGAGCCGCCCUUCUCCUUGCCCUUCCCCUGGGAGGAGGGCCUCCCCGCCGCGGAGGAGCCCCCGGGCCUGGUGGCGCUGCGUUGCGCGGUGCCCUCGCUGUACCUGCUGCUGAUGGGGGUGGGCGCGGCGGGCAACGCGGUGCUGCUGAAGGUGCUGGUGGGGCAGCGGGCCAACCGGCGCAGCGUGCCCAACCUCUUCAUCGCCAGCCUGGCGGCCGGGGACCUGCUCCUGCUCCUCACCUGCGUCCCCGUCGACGCCUCGCGCUUCUUCCUCCAGGGCUGGCCCUUCGGGAGCCUCGGAUGCAAGCUGCUCCCGGCCAUCCAGCUCACCUCCGUCGGCGUCUCCGUCUUCACCCUCACCGCCCUCAGCGCAGACAGGUACAAGGCAAUUGUCUAUCCAAUGGAUAUUCAAGCACCCAAUGCAGUCCUGUGGACCUGUAUUAAAGCUAUAGCCAUCUGGGUGAUUUCAAUUCUGCUAGCAGUUCCUGAAGCAGUAUUCUCUGAAGUGGCACACAUCAAUGAUGCAGACAAUAUCAGCUUUACAGAAUGCAUAAGAUAUCCAUUGAAGGAUGAUUUGCACCCAAGGAUCCAUUCAGUGAUGAUACUUCUGAUAUACCUCCUCAUUCCACUCACCAUAAUUAGUAUUUACUACUUCCAUAUUGCAAGGACUUUAAUCAAAAGUGCACAUGAUCUUCCAGGGGAAUACAGUGAACAAACUAAAAAACAGAUGGAAACCCGAAAGCGUCUGGCUAAAAUUGUACUAGUCUUCGUUGGACUUUUUGCUGUGUGCUGGCUGCCUACUCAUGUGCUUUACAUGUAUAGGUCCUUUAACUACAACACGAUUGAUCCAUCAUUUGGCCAUAUGGUUGCUACUUUGGUAGCCCGAGUGCUCAGCUUCUCCAAUUCAUGCGUCAACCCAUUUGCCCUCUAUUUUCUCAGCGAGAGCUUCAGGCGGCAUUUCAAUAGCCAGGUUUGUUGUCGCAUGGUGCCGCCUCAACGGAGAUCUACUAGUUACUUGCACAGCACCUCAGCUAUUCGAAUGAGCUCCAUGGAAAACCAUACCAGGAACACUGUUGCCAUAGCAACACCCUUAAAUGGGGAUAACCCCAAACAAGAUGUACCACUGUGAAUUCAUCAGUAUGACACUUGAGCUUGAGAUGGGUUUAUUUUAACUACUAUUAUUGCAUAUCUGAAUUGUUUAAAAUGUAAUGAAUCAAAACCUCUUAACUUUGGAGGAAGAUUUUGUAAAUUUUCUUAUCUUGUUUAUAAACUUGUUUGGAACUGAUGAUCUAACAUGAAGAUAAAACAACUGGCUGCCUUUUAAAAUAAAACAGUACUGAUUCACUUCCAUGAUGGUUAAAAGAUGGAAACCUUGGGUGUUGUCUCCCUGACUUACAAAAGAUCUUGUUCUGAUUCCAGCAAAGAGGAUCUGUGCACUCUUGCUAAUCUUCAUGGUUCAUCUGAAUGGAAAUUUGUGUUUUUCCUGGCUCCGUUGACUUUUAUGGAGAUGUCUGAUGAAAAUAACAUAUUCCAUUAUUAAUUUAUGAAAAUAGAAAUAUAUGCAUAUAUGAGAUGAAAAUGUGGAAGCACAGAACCACUAGUUCUGUACAAUGAAGCCUGCUUAGGGUUAGGUCAAUGUCUAUAGGUGCAAAUGGGGCAUCUACAUGCUAUACAGGAUUUGGUGAGGAGGAAUAAUUGAGAUUGGAAGCCAUGUGGUCUCUGGGAACACAUCUCUGUGAAUACCUAAACAUUCUAUGAAAAGUGAAAACAGAAAACUUUCUUCCCUAUGAUAGAAAGAGAAGUACUGAAGCAGGGAAACAACUCUUUACCUGUGGGGGUUCUCCAUGCAAUUUGGGACCCUGCUUUAUAGUGAUAUAACACAGUGAGUUGGGUUAGCAAGCAUGCCCCAAGUGUGAUAAGAAGACUUAAUCAAAUCUAUUGUAUGUACUGGCAUAACUUUAAUUUGGUGCAAACCUGUCUUCAUAAAAGUCAUUAAGCAUGAUGCAUUGCCUGUUGCCCCAUAUGCAAAUAAAUGCACUUGACGUAAA